AUGUCGGAAUCAGCUUCAACACCUGUUCCACCUCCCGCAGAAGGAUCCACUGCACCCGAGGGAUCCCCCAGACCUGUACCAUCAUCUACCGAGCUCACCCCCGCACCUGCAGAAUCCAAUACCAACACACCCUCUCAUGAACCAGUUAUCGAUCCCGAAUUGAUGGAUUUGCCCGCACCUCCUCAUCACAACAACAAUAAUAACAACAGCAAUUCUACGGAUAACAAUGCGAAUGGAACUCAACAGGAAGGUGAAGGUGAAUCUAAAGAGUAUGAUAUACACGGUACAAGCUCAGGAAUGGGAAUAAGGGAAUCAAUAGCUUCUGCUCCCAAUCCUCGACCGGCGGAUUUCCCACCUCCUGAUCAAUUGAACGAGAACCUGUCGUUGGACAUGGACGCGAUCGCACAAAUAGCAGCGGAAAAUGAAGACAUGCCUGGAUCUCCCACUGCCAAGAUGAUGAGAGCGAUCGCACCUCCUACAGCCAUCAUGACAAAUCCCGAAUGGCCUCCUCCCCCUCCCAACGCUAGUGUCAAUCUCUUCAUUGGCCGUGCUUUACUGUCAAAUGGAAAUGACAAUUGGCCAUUGAAACCCAACGAAAUCGUCAACUGGAUUCGAAAACACUACCCCUCUGAAUGGGAUGGUGACGAAGGACGGUGUUCUGCCCAUCGAGUGCGAACCUACCUCGCCCGUAAGGGUGCCGACAUGUACUACGAGAAGUUGAAUCAAGGCUGCAUCAACGGGUGGCGAAUUCGUGCCAACCAUUUAUGGAGGUUCGAUAAUGGUGGAUUCCAAGGAAGGGGUAUGAAGCAGGAAGAAGCUGCGGCGAACGCCCAGAAGGAACAAGAAGCUUUGGCUAAUGCAGCUCGAAAGGAAGCUGCCGCUGCUGCCCUUGCUGCUGGACAUCCGAAUGUCAAAGUGUCAAUGUCGAGUCCAGGUAUAACGACUUUAUCUCAAGAUGCUUUAAGUACUUUACAUCAACAGGCAGCCAGUCAACCGAAUAAGAAACCUAGAUUGUCAGCUACUUCCACUCACGCCAAGACAGGUGGUUUGACGGGUCAAUCCAGACGACGAAAUACCAAGAAAUCUUCAUUACCUGCUCAACAACCCCAACAACAACAACCACAGAGUGAUUUAGGUUUCUCUCAACCCCAACAACAGGAUCAGAGUCAACAUCAACAACAAUCGUAUUAUCAAGAUGGAACGCAGUUAUAUGGAGUUGGUCAGUUGGAUAAUAGUCAGAUUCAACCUGAUCAAUCUACAUCAACCAAUGUGUUAGAUCCAUCAUUAAACCAACAGACCGGUACUGGUGAAGGAGUCGAUGGAAAUGAUGUAGAUAUCAAUAUGGUUCAACAGGCUAUGCAGGCUGCGGCCGGUCAGAUGGACGAUUUGGAUAUGGGUAUACAGCUCCCCAUCGAAAUGCAGAUGCAUUCCAACGGACAUGAAAAUGACGAUGUCAAUGAUACCAGGUUCAAUUUCGAGGUCGUAGAUGUUAGUCCGGCUGAUGGGCAUGGUCAUGGUCAGUAUGGUGGGAAUGGAAAUUAUGGAUAUACCGGGUAG
Kwoniella botswanensis is the source of this 1557-nucleotide messenger RNA. RefSeq lists its product as uncharacterized. Bases 1 to 1557 code for a protein of 518 amino acids. The transcript has 4 exons. The record is from RefSeq and is a predicted model, not a curated record. Lineage: Eukaryota; Fungi; Basidiomycota; Tremellomycetes; Tremellales; Cryptococcaceae.